Messenger RNA from Capsella rubella, 1965 nucleotides. RefSeq lists its product as uncharacterized. The transcript has a single exon. NCBI's taxonomy places the organism in Eukaryota, Viridiplantae, Streptophyta, Magnoliopsida, Brassicales, Brassicaceae. The record is from RefSeq and is a predicted model, not a curated record. The coding region runs from base 19 to 1965 and encodes 648 amino acids.
GGAAGAAAGCAAACCACCAUGGACAAAGUAGAGGUACCAAUUCACAAACAUCCUUUAUUACCUUUUGCUCGCUUUAUCGAGAGGCCUUGUGAAGGGUGUAGGAUUUUUGGGUACAUUUACAAAGGCUACCGUUGCAAUGAACUGGGGUGUCACAACAUUUUGUUUCAUAAAGAAUGUGCUGAGUCUUUACCAGAAAUCAACCACCCUUCUCAUCCCGACCAUCCUCUCAAGCUGCUAUUAAAAGGCCGGUCGUGUACUUGUAGUCAGUGUGGAGUUUCCUUCCAAUAUGGUUAUAUCUGUUCAAUCUGUGACUUCAUGUUGGAUUUAUCUUGUGCCGGCGGACAAGCCCCACUUCUUGUUCUUGAAAAGUCCAAUCUCCAUGAGCAUCCGCUUGAUCUCUUCAAUGGUCUCAAGUCUGGCGAGAUAUCGUGCAAAGCAUGCCAAUACAGAGUUUACGACAGAGAACAAUGUUAUAGAUGUUAUCAAUGUGAAUUAGUCUUCCAUCUGGAGUGUGCCAAUUUUUUUCCAGAGGCAAGCCACCCUUCCCACCCCCAACACCAGCUCAAGUGCCUUACAGCUAAAGCAGCACCAGAUUACGCCGACAAGAAGUGCCUUCUUUGCGGAAUCAUGCUUCGAAAUCUUCACCACUGUGAUGUUUGUAACUUUAGCAUAUGCAGUCGAUGUAUGAGCAAUCCACCACCGCUUGUUGUUGCAAGCCUUACGACCCAUGAACAUCAACUCCAUCUUGUUCCAAGAUGUAUCAAUUUCACUUGCAAUGCUUGUGGGACACAAGGUGACCGAAGCCCUUAUUUCUGUCUUCAAUGCAACUUCAUGAUUCAUCGGGAGUGUAUUGAUUUGCCACGCGUUAUAAACAUCAACCGUCAUGAUCAUCGCAUCACUUAUACACAUCGCUUUGGACAUGGAAACUGGAAAUGCCGAGUUUGCCGGAAGAGAGUAGAUGAGUUCUACGGGGGUUAUUCUUGUUCUAAAUGUUCUGACUAUGUUGUUCAUUCAAGAUGUGCAACAAGACGUGAUGUAUGGGACAUGAUCGAACUGGAAGGGACACCCGAAGAGCCUGAGGAAGUCGCGCCAUUCGAGGUGAUUGAUGAUAACACCAUCAAACAUUUUAGCCAUGAACAUAACUUACAAAUCAGCAACUAUGGGAGUAACCAUCUAGAGGAACUCAAACUAUGCCAAGCAUGUGUCUUCCAGAUUUGUACAGAACCUUUCUAUAGUUGCAAGCAGUGUGGUUUUUGUCUCCACCAAAAAUGUGCCAAAAAUCAUCGGAAGAAGAGACACAUGUGCCACUACCAACCAUUCACACUUGACACGAAUUCUGAAUGCAAACAGUUUACAUGUCAGCUGUGUUUUCAAAGGUUCAACGGAUUCAGGUACAAGUCACUAAAUAAUAUGACUCUCGAUGUAAGGUGCGGUUCAAGUUCAGAGCCAUUAUGGCACGAAAGCCAUCCACAUCCUUUAUACUAUUCUAAAGAUAACUCCAAGCAUUGCAGUGAAUGUGGGAAGAGAGGAUGGUUUAGUUGUGAUGAGUGUAACUUCAGUUUGGACUUCAAGUGUGCUCUUCUGCCGAAUAAGGUAAUGAGGCAUAGGUACGACGAUCACCCUCUAGUCCUCUCUUACGGUGAAAGUAGUAGUGUAGAUGGCAAGUAUUGGUGUGAAGCUUGUGAGACACAAGUGGAUCCGAAGAAAUGGUUUUAUACAUGCAAUGAUUGUGGGGUCAUAUUGCAUAUUUCAUGUGUUGAAGGAGACUUCACAUAUAUAAAGCCAAAUUCAGUAAUACCCUAUGAAGCAGAAUAUGUUUCCAACACGUCUACUUGUAGACCAGUUUGCACUGUGUGUAACACUCGAUGCAAGCUCUCUACUAUUCUCAAGUAUUCUGGCAAGGGCAAAAUUGUAUACGUUUGUUCUUUCAAAUGUCUUGGCAUUGUCCGCUUCAGAGUUUUUUAA